AUGGCCUCAGCCUGGUCAGAAGAGGAGACCUUUGUCUGCUCAGUAUGUUUGGACAUGCUGAAGGACCCAGCAACUCUACCCUGUGGACAUUCAUACUGUUUGGCUUGUAUUCAGAACCACUGGGACAAAAGAGACAGCAAGGGUCAGUACAGCUGCCCCCAGUGUAGACAGGUCUUCAGCCCUCGACCCUCUCUGGCCAAGAGCACUGUGCUAGCAGAGAUCAUGGAGAAACUGAGAACAAAUAGCCUCAAACAAAGCUCCUCCGCACCGCCUUCAAUGCCUCUCUACCUUGAGGUACUACCAGAUACAGGGCCACAACAGGGCAGCAUGUACCCUCAGCUUCCCACAGUGGAGCCCAGACCUUGCCCUCAACACAACCGUCCUCUGGACCUAUUUUGCCAUGAAGACAAGGAGUGCGUGUGUGAAGUGUGCUACCAGCAUGGACACAAGGGACAUCGUGUGCUCAAACCACAGGAAGAGCGGAUGGAGAGACAGAAAGAGCUUGUUCAGAUGCAGGUAGAGGUACAGAGGAGAAUUCAGGAGACUGAAAAGAAGCUUCAAGAAAUCCCACAUGUUGCUCGCCAGAACAAGGCCUUGGUACAGGCUCUACAGCAAGAGAGCACAGAUUUAUUCUCUGAGCUUGUUAACAACAUGAAUGCAACAGGCACCCAGGUUGGUGAGCUCCUCAGCACUCAUGAAGCCUCCUUAGGCAGCCAGGUUGAGGGGAAAAUCCACAUGCUGGAGCAGGAGGUGGCACAGCUGCGCUGGAAGAGUGCGGAGCUGUGCAGGCUGGCCGACAUGCAGGACCACAUCUGCUUCUUGAAGAAUUUCCUCACCAUGGAGCCGCUGUGUCAGAAAGGUACCACUGAAGAGUCCAUACUGAGUCAGGAGGAAGUGGUGGUAGCUUCCGUCCGCUCAGCCAUGAAAGAACUACAAGAGUUAAUACAGAACCUCUGCAAAGCCAACCUAGCCAAGAUUUUCAAAAUAGUGAAUCAUGAGCCUGUCAUAGCUGCAACAGCCAAUGGCGCAGCUGAAGCUGGCUCUACAGCCGUCCCUAACAGUGGUCAGGCCACCACGCAAAACACUGUGUAUGAGAUGACAACAGACCCUCCACCUUUGCCCCCUCCGCGACCUCAGAGGCAUGAGGAUUCAUCCAAAUUUCCAAUUCAGCAUCCUAUAUGUCCUCAAGCUUCAGCUCCCCCUCCUCCUCAACCUCAGGCAUUUUCUGUAACAACAACAGAACUGGUUAAUCCGCAACCAAAGACAAGAGGAGAAUUGCUGAAAUUUCGCUUUGAACCCACCAUGGAUCCCAACACGGUGUAUCGCCAUGUGCGGCUGUCAGAUGGAGAUCGUAAGGCCACAAUGCGUGCUGAGAACCUGAACCCACCAGACCAUCCUGAACGUUUCGACUUCUGGAGACAGGUUCUCUGCAGAGAGCCUCUGGCAGGGAGCCCUUACUACUGGGAGGUGGAGUGGACAGGACAGAAGAUCAACCUCGGCGUGGCCUAUAAGGAGAUGGAACGUAAAGGUUCUGCUAACAAAAGCCGUCUGGGCCACAAUGCUCUGUCCUGGAGCUUGAACUGGUCUGGGACUGGCUUCUCCUUUUGGCAUGAUGGACAGGAAAAACUGUUGGGCUCACCUAAGGCCCAGCGGCUUGGCAUCUAUCUGGACCAACAUGCAGGGAUUCUGGCUUUUUACCGCAUCUCCAACAAUCAGGCUGAUCUCAUUUACCGGCAUCAGAGCCAGUUCACUGGACCACUGUAUCCAGGGUUCAGGUUCUGGGCAGGUGUGGGGGCAACAGUAACUGUUUGCCAGUUGGAUUGAACUGUAUAUGAAUUGUUAUGAAUAUGUUGAAUUGUUUUUGAUAUAUCCUGCUGGUCCUGCUAUCCGGUUGGAAGCAUGUGACACUGAAAGGAAGUAAAUGUCUUUCUCCUCUUUAGUGAGGAAACAAAGGAUCAGAAAUAACUGGUUUUCAUAUGAUGCAAAUUUUCUGAACAUGUCUCUUGUAAGUUAAUAAAAGAACAAUGAACUAAUUUCAUCCAUA
Messenger RNA from Scatophagus argus, 2044 nucleotides. It is a transcript of the gene ftr86, whose product is annotated as finTRIM family, member 86. NCBI's taxonomy places the organism in Eukaryota, Metazoa, Chordata, Actinopteri, Scatophagidae. The transcript is spliced from 11 exons. The record is from RefSeq and is a predicted model, not a curated record. Gene Ontology annotation, molecular function: protein binding; zinc ion binding. Bases 1 to 1824 code for a protein of 607 amino acids.